Molecule: messenger RNA, 3374 nt
Organism: Setaria italica (foxtail millet)
Lineage: Eukaryota; Viridiplantae; Streptophyta; Magnoliopsida; Poales; Poaceae
Product: protein argonaute 2
Exons: 3
Coding region: 99-3173 (1024 amino acids)
Biological process (GO): regulatory ncRNA-mediated post-transcriptional gene silencing
Cellular component (GO): cytoplasm
Molecular function (GO): RNA binding; protein binding
Source: RefSeq, a predicted model, not a curated record
CCCUGCGCUUUUAUUAGCGGGGUACUCAGAAGCGGAUUUGCUCCGGAAAACAAAAUCCAAAACCCUCGCGCGUUCGGUUCGGUCGAUCGGCAAUCGCGAUGGAUUACGAGCGCGGAGGCGGUGGUGGGCGCGGCCGCGGGAGGGGCCGUGGUGGCGGAGGCAGCGCCGGCGGCGGCGGAAGAGGAGGUGGGUACGGCGGCCGCGGAGGAGGUGGGUACGGCGGCCGCGGAGGAGGCGGGUACGACGGCGGCGGCCGCGGAGGAGGCGGGUACGACGGCGGCGGAGGAGGAGGAGGAGGGGGAUACGGGCGUUACGAAGGAGGAGGCUACGGCGGGGGCCGUGGAGGCGGCGGCUACCACGGCCCGCCUCGCGGAGGCGGAUAUGGCGCGGGAGGGCGUGGCCCCGGCGGUGGUGGCAGACAGGCGUACGGCCCCGGCGGUGGGCGCGGCGGGAGCGCGUGGGCGCCGCCGCCGGGUUCGGGGAGAGGUCGCGGCGGCGGCGGCAACGGAGCGGAGUACGUCCCCGUCACCAGGGCGCCCGCGCCGGCGCCUACAUCAAUGGGGAUCGCGCCCAAGGACAAGGAGGCGCUUAGCGCGUCGGGGUCCGUCGAACGCAUUGACUCCAGUGAAUUGGCAAGAGGAAAACCUUCAUCAUCACUAGUUGCCACGCCUUACGCUGGAGCACGUGUGCCAAUGCAAAGACCUGAUCGUGGAGGCUCAUCAUCUCAAGCAAAUGUCAAACUUUUGGUGAACCAUUUCAUUGUCAAGUACCGAAAGGCGACAACAAUUUUUCAUUAUGACAUAGACAUCAAGCUUGAUCAAGCUUCCCCUAAGGCUUCGGGCAAGGAGCUCUCCAAGGCAGAAUUUCUUUCUGUCAAGGAUGAGCUCUUCAAGGACACCAGCUUUCGACGUCUUUCGUCAUGUGUUGCUUAUGAUGGCGGACGAAAUCUAUUCACUUCUGCUGAACUUCCAGAAGGUUUAUUUCGUGUGAGAGUUCGGUCCAAGACCUACAUUGUAUCUGUAGAUUUGAAGAAACAGCUGCCAUUAAGUCAACUCUCAGAGUUACCUGUGCCUAGAGAGGUCUUGCAGGGUCUUGAUGUCAUUGUGCGUGAGGCCUCUAGAUGGCGCAAGAUUAUGGUUGGUAAAGGAUUUUACUCACCAAAUAGCAGUCUGGACAUUGGGCAGGGUGCUGUGGCUCUGAAAGGAGCACUACAGACCCUUAAACAUACUCAGCAAGGGCUGAUCCUAUGUGUUGACUAUUCAGUUAUGCCGUUUUACAAAGCUGGGCCAGUGAUGGAUCUUGUUGAGAAGAUAGUGGGGCGCCUUGAUUACAGGACAACUCUGAACAAGUGGCAACUGGAAAAUUUGGAGUAUGAGCUUAAAGGCCGACGUGUGACUGUGAUUCACCGCAGGACUAAUCAGAAGUACAUUGUGCAAGGUUUGACACCCUUGCCUGCCGGCCAGUUGACCUUUGUGGAUGCUGAAACCGGGCAAACGAAUAGGCUUGUUGAUUAUUAUGCUCAGAAACAUGGCAAGGUGAUUGAGUAUCAGAUGCUUCCAUGCCUGGAUUUGAGCAAGAGCAAGGACAAAGCCAAUCAUGUGCCAAUUGAGCUUUGCACUCUUCUUGAAGGGCAGAGGUAUCCAAAGGCAAAUUUGGAUAGGAAUUCUGAUAGAACACUAAAAUCGGAGGCCCUAAUUCCUGCAUUUAAGCGGAGGAAGGAGAUUCUGGACUUGGUGAAUGCUACAGAUGGGCCUUGCAGUGGUGAAAUAGCACCGCAAUUUGGGAUUUCCUUGGAUGUGCAAAUGACUGAAGUCAUGGGUAGGAUCCUUCCCCCACCCAACCUAAAACUUGGCGCCCCCAAUGGCCAGACCAGCAAAUUCAGUAUCAACCACGAGAGUUGCCAGUGGAACCUUAUGAAUAAGAAACUAGUAGAGGGCUGGGAUCUUCAGUGCUGGGGCAUCGUGGACUUCAGUGCACGUACUUCUCACCCCAGGGAGGAGUCCCUCAAUGGAUGGAUGUUUGUGGAAAAGAUAGUCAGGAAGUGCUGUGAGCUCGGCAUCCGGAUGAACACUGAUCCAUGCUUCGUGCACAAGUCAGAAAUGGCAGUGCUCUCUGAUCCACAUCGACUGCACGAGGAGCUAAACAAAGCAAAACAAGCAGCAGUGAGCAAGGAGCAGAGGCUGCAACUCCUGUUCUGCCCGAUGUCCGAGCAGCACCCAGGUUACAAGACACUGAAGCUGAUUUGUGACACGCAACUGGGGAUCCUCACCCAGUGUUUCCUGAGCAAAAUUGCGAACAAGCAGCAGGGCCAGGACCAGUACAUGACCAACCUUGCCCUUAAGAUCAACAGCAAGCUUGGGGGCAGCAACGUCCAGCUGUAUGACUCGCUCCCACGUGUCAGCGGUGCGCCAUUCAUGUUCAUCGGAGCUGACGUUAACCAUCCGUCACCCGGGAACGUGGAGAGCCCGUCAAUUGCAGCUGUGGUCGCGUCUAUCAACUCUGGCGUCAACAAGUACGUGUCAAGAAUCCGCGCCCAGCCACACCGCUGCGAGGUGAUCCAGCAGCUUGGUGAGAUCUGCCUGGAGCUCAUUGGAGUCUUUGAGAAGCAGAACAGCGUCAAGCCAAAGAGGAUCAUCUACUUCCGUGAUGGCGUGAGCGACGGCCAGUUCGACAUGGUCCUGAACGAGGAGCUGGCGGACAUGGAGAAGGCGAUCAAGGUGAACGGCUACUCGCCGACCAUCACCGUGAUCGUGGCCAAGAAGCGGCACCACACGCGGCUAUUCCCUAAGGACCAGGGCCAGCCGCAGACGAAGAACGGCAACGUGCCGCCCGGCACUGUGGUGGACACGGGCGUGGUGGACCCAUCGGCUUACGACUUCUACCUAUGCAGCCACAACGGGCUGCUGGGGACGAGCCGGCCGACGCACUACUACAGCCUGGUGGACGAGCACGGGUUCGGGUCGGACGACCUGCAGAAGCUGAUAUACAACCUGUGCUUUGUGUUCGCCCGGUGCACCAAGCCGGUGUCGCUGGCGACGCCUGUCUAUUACGCCGACCUUGCGGCCUACCGCGGCAGGCUCUACUAUGAGGCGGGCAUGAGGUCGGGAACUUUUGAAGCGGGGAGCUUCCCGAGGCUGCACAAGGACCUGGAGGACAACAUGUUCUUCAUCUGACCCCAAUUCUCUUCACCGGUGUCAUGGAGCAUGGUCUUGUGGUAGAUCAUGCUGCGUUUUGUUGGUCGUGUCUUUUCUUUUGUAAUGCAGUGACUGAAGUUCACUUUUAACUGUACUUGUGUUGCGUUUUUGUCACCCUCGAGAGUUUGAACAGUGGAUCUGGUGUAAACAUGGUUUGAGUUAACGAAACUUUAAUUACUG